AAAAGUGACGUUGAAAUAUGUGAACUCCGGUUUUUAUGGUGGGACCCCUCCUCCACUAUUUUCUGGCCCUGUCUUUUUUUUUUUUUUCCUCAUUCAACAUUAAUUAAAAACGAUCCAUCAUGAAGUUGAAGCAACUUAAAGUCAGACCAAAGAAGAUCCUUGAAGCCAGUCCUUGUAUUGCCGAAAUGGGAGCAUUAUUCGAAUGUUGGGCAACUGCAGGUGUUGAUGAUAAACGUUGUACAGCUAUUGCAAAGUCCUUGACACUUUGCAUGGGCAAACCUGUGCAAAAAGCAAAGAACACAAACACAAUUAAUUAUCAUUUAGCACGUUUAAGUAAACAGUUAUAAUGGAUCUUUUCCCACCUUUUUUUUAAAGAAAAAAAAAAAAACCUGUAUAAUAAAUAGAGAAGCCAGCAUUCUAAUAAAAAAAAUAUAAAAAGAUAUUUUUAUUUAAUAAAACAAUUAUAUUUAAUUGUCAAU
Mucor mucedo is the source of this 479-nucleotide messenger RNA. RefSeq lists its product as uncharacterized. The transcript has 2 exons. The coding region runs from base 120 to 347 and encodes 75 amino acids. Gene Ontology annotation, cellular component: mitochondrial small ribosomal subunit. Gene Ontology annotation, biological process: mitochondrial translation. Gene Ontology annotation, molecular function: structural constituent of ribosome. The record is from RefSeq and is a predicted model, not a curated record. NCBI's taxonomy places the organism in Eukaryota, Fungi, Mucoromycota, Mucoromycetes, Mucorales, Mucoraceae.